Messenger RNA from Haliotis rufescens (red abalone), 1322 nucleotides. Its product is annotated as pancreatic triacylglycerol lipase-like. The transcript has 7 exons. The record is from RefSeq and is a predicted model, not a curated record. NCBI's taxonomy places the organism in Eukaryota, Metazoa, Mollusca, Gastropoda, Lepetellida, Haliotidae. Bases 142 to 1245 code for a protein of 367 amino acids. Gene Ontology annotation, biological process: lipid metabolic process. Gene Ontology annotation, molecular function: lipase activity.
UUUAGUGGAGUUCCUGUCAGGAGACCUGACGGCCGAGACUGGCGAGAGACGUGCGGGAGCUCCUGCUGACACACAUUCUUGUGUAUAUAUAAACAUAGGUAGGACCAGCUUGGACACACUAGCUUCUUUAAGCAGCAGACAAUGGAUGCCAACAUUCUUCUGGUUUUCGUUUUCGUGAACGCUGUUCAAGGAUGGUUUAUUUCUUCCUCCUCUCCGGAGCCAGGACGUGUCUGCUUCACCAGCCUGGGACGCUGCUACAGCAACGCCGCCCCCUACAACAACGUGCCGGGGUUCUUACCAGAGUCCCCAGCCAUACAACAGGUGCAGUUCUGGCUCUACACACGGGGCGACACAAACCGCCCACAAACUAUUUCGGCUGAUUCGGAUGCCAGUAUUACAACGUCCAGUUUCGAUGCUCAUAGGGAGACGAAGGUCAUCAUCCAUGGGUUUGGGGAGUGGGGCAACAAGUCCUGGGUGAGGAUCAUGAAGGACACCAUUCUUACACACGAUAAUGUCAACGUGAUCAUCGUGAACUGGCGAGAAGGUGCCAAGCCCCCUGUGUACUUUCAGAGCGUCGCCAACACUCGAGUGGUGGGGACUCUACUGGAGAAACUCAUCACGAGGCUCAACACAGUGACAAGAGCCUCUUUUCAGAGCUUCCAUUUGAUUGGUCACAGCCUUGGGGCGCACGUUGCUGGCUAUGCUGGGAUGACGAUAAAUACAAUUGGUAGAAUAACAGGAAUGGAUCCAGCAGGUCCAAAUUUCGACGAUUUCGGAAACCAGGUCAUCUUGGAUGCAAGUGAUGCCAGCUUUGUGGAUAUCAUACACACAAAUGCCAAACCUCUGCGCAACUUUGGGUACGGGAUACAGAAGACCACUGGUCAUGUGGACUUCUUCCCUAAUGGCGGUGUUAAUCAGCCGGGGUGUCCCGACACCACCAGGGGCAUCCUGCUCCUCCUCAACGGCGACACUGCAGCGGCUGUGACGUCAUUGGCUUGUAGUCACGAACGAGGAUUCGUGUAUUUCAUCGCUUCUAUAAACGGGACCCUUUUUGAGGCGUAUCCUUGCGCCAGUAAGUCCGCCUAUCAGCGAGGCCUGUGCAGGUCAUGUGACAGCGGGUGUGCAUACAUGGGUUACUACGCCGAUGAAACUAGUCCCAGGGGUACAUUCUAUCUGUCAACGGGAUCCGAUUGGAUACAAUAUCCCCAGGACACCUCGAUGGGAGUCCUUGCAGCCAUCAAUUGAUGUCCCCGGUAUUCCUUCAUUCUCUCCUGUGUAUUUAGAAUUUCCAGAAUAAAGUUGAUAUUGUCCAGAAAAUGGGA